AUGCAAAUACAUUGUUCUUAUUCAUCAAAUUUUAUUAUUCGCAUUGAAUUUUCGUUCUAUACAAUUCCAUACGCAUCAAUAACCUAUCAAAAAAGAUUAUUCCAGUCAAUAAUAUGUGAAAGGAAAACAGUAAACAACAUAAGAAUUUCAAGCAAGAUCAUGGGUAAUAGCGAAGCGCGUGUCAAGCGAGGUAAAACACUCUCCGAUAGUGAUGUGACGGAACUAUCGAAUCUGUCGGGCUUCACCCCCCAACAAGUUCGCGAAUGGCAUUCAGGUUUCCUGAAAGACUGUCCAAGUGGAAGACUAAAUAAGAAGAAGUUUAUCGAAGUUUACAAGCAAUUCUAUCCGACUGGAAAAGCUGAAAAAUUUUGUGAAUACGUUUUUCGUACUUUUGAUACCGACGGUUCAGGCAAUAUAGAUUUUGGCGAAUUUCUAAUUGCCAUUUCGAUCACAGCUCAACAAGAUCCGAGAAAAAAAUUAGAAUGGGCCUUUUCCAUGUAUGAUAUUGAUCGUAAUGGAUAUAUCGAGAAAAAGGAAAUGAAGAAAAUUAUGGACGCUAUUUAUGAUCUUCUUGGCGAAGAAAAGAAAGGUUCGAAUUCACCGGAAAUUAAGGUCGAUCAAAUCUUUUCAAAGAUGGAUGUGAAUAGCGAUCAAAAAUUGUCGAAAGAUGAAUUUGUUACAGGCUGUUUACAAGAUGAUUAUUUACGCAAAUUACUUGCACCUUCAGCUUCUUGA
This is a messenger RNA of Adineta ricciae, 735 nucleotides long. NCBI's taxonomy places the organism in Eukaryota, Metazoa, Rotifera, Eurotatoria, Adinetida, Adinetidae. The record is from the annotation of a GenBank genome assembly.